Cavia porcellus (domestic guinea pig) is the source of this 5462-nucleotide messenger RNA. RefSeq names its product large tumor suppressor kinase 2 (gene Lats2). Gene Ontology annotation, molecular function: ATP binding; protein binding; protein serine/threonine kinase activity. The transcript is spliced from 8 exons. Lineage: Eukaryota; Metazoa; Chordata; Mammalia; Rodentia; Caviidae. Gene Ontology annotation, biological process: G1/S transition of mitotic cell cycle; peptidyl-serine phosphorylation; regulation of organ growth. Bases 533 to 3643 code for a protein of 1036 amino acids. Gene Ontology annotation, cellular component: spindle pole; nucleus. The record is from RefSeq and is a predicted model, not a curated record.
UUCCCGGCGCUGCACGGGCCGGGCCGGGCCGGGCCGGGCCGGGCCGGGCCUUCCUCGGCGUCCUCCGCGGGGCGACCAGGGCCCCUCCGCCGCGCCGGUGCCGGCUGGGACGCGACCCGGGGAGGCUCGGGGCUUGGCGGGCGCCUCGGCCAAAGCGCUGCCCCGGAGACACCGCUGCCGGACUCCGGGCGGAGUGUGUGCGUUUCCGCUCGGCCCCGCCGCCCCGCGUCCUGGGCUGAAAAGUCCGCGUAGCGUGGACGCUGUAGCUGGCCGGGACGGGUUUGCCAGGCGGAAAAAGAAGACUGCACAGCCCAGCGGCUUUCUUCACAAAGUGCUCUGGAAAGUGAAGAUAUUCAAAAUGAAGUUGCUGGAAAAUUUUAGUUCUUCAUAGGAACUACAAAAAUUGAAGGAAAGAACAUUUUCCAAAGGAGAUUGUUUUGAAAAUAUGUUUACACUAACUGAUUCUGUACAGCUUUUAAAAUAAUAAAACACUUUGAGAUUACAUUUAUGGUAAAAGGAAACUGGACUAACAAUGAGGCCAAAGACUUUUCCUGCUACCACUUACUCUGGAAAUAGCCGGCAGCGACUGCAGGAGAUCCGUGAGGGGCUGAAGCAGCCCCCCAAGUCCUCCUCUCAGGGGCUGCCCAUGGGACCACACAGCGAGGCUCCCCUGGAUGCCAAGGUCCUGGGGAGCAAGGACGCCACCAGGCAGCAGCAGAUGAGAGCCACCCCGAAGUUUGGACCUUACCAGAAAGCACUCCGGGAAAUCAGAUAUUCCCUCUUGCCCUUUGCCAAUGAGUCGGGCACUCCUGCCGUGGCCGAAGUGAACCGGCAGAUGCUGCAGGAGUUGGUGAACGCGGGAUGUGACCAGGAGAUGGCGGGCAGAGCGCUCAAACAGACCGGCAGCAGGAGCAUCGAGGCUGCCCUGGAGUUCAUUAGCAAGAUGGGCUACCUGGACCCGAGGAACGAGCAGAUUGUGCGUGUCAUCAAGCAGACCUCCCCAGGCAAGGGCCUCGUGCCCACCUCGGUCACCGUGACGCGGAGACCCAGCUUCGAGGGCGCGCGUGAAGGCUUCCCGCCCUUCCACCCGCUGCCCGGCGCGGCCUACGAUGGGGCAGGCUUCUGCGCUGACGGCCCGGCGGCGCUGGAGGAGGUGCCGCGGCCCUACGUGGACUUCCUCUUCCCGGGGCCCCCGCACGGCCCUCCGCAGGCCUACGGCGCUGAGGCGGCAGCGGGCUCGCGCUUCCCGGCGGCCCACUACGGCCGCGCGCACCCGCCGGGGCCUGGGGAGCCGCGGGGCUACGGCCUGCAGCGCAGCCCGUCCUUCCAGGCGCCGGGGCCCCCGCCGGUGGCCGGCCUCGCUCUCCCGGGCCCCGCAGGACUGUACCCGCCGCUGCCCGCGCUGCAAAAGCCCGCGGCGCACCCGCUGCACGCCGUGGGCGCCCGCGCCACGCUCUUCCCCGGGGAGUCCCCGGCCGGCCCGCUGGCGCCCCCGCGCGGCGGCCUGCACCCGGAGCUGUACGAGCCCUGGCCCGCUGCGCCCGUCCGCCGUGACUCCCUGCGCAAGGCCGGCCCCGAGGCCCCGCGCGCGCACGCCUUCCGGCCCGCCGGGCCCGCGCCCAGCCGGACCAACUCCUUCAGCGGCGCGCAGGCCGAGCCCGCGCUGCCCGCGCCCAACACCGUCACGGCCGUCACCGCCGCGCACAUCCUGCACCCGGUGAAGAGCGUGCGCGUGCUGCGGCCCGAGCCACAGACAGCCGUGGGGCCCUCACACCCCGCCUGGGUGUCCGCACCUGCCGCCGAGGGCCCCGCCGCUGCCUCCGCCGCCGCAGCCACUGAGGAGGAUCCAGCGCAUGGUUUGUCCGCUGCUUACGUGCGCGACCGGUGCCCGCCGCCGCCCUACCCGAAGCACCUGCUGCUGCACAGCCAGUCGGAGCAGUUCGACCUAGACGGACUGUGUGCUGGCGUGGAGCAGAACCUCCGCGGGAGCCCGACCGCCGAGCCCUCUGCCGCCGCCACCGCCCCCAGGAGCGAUAAGAGUCGCAAGGCGGAAAAGGGUGACAAGGCCUGCAAGGACAAGAAGCAGAUCCAGACCUCGCCAGUGCCCGAACGCAAGAACAACAGGGACGAAGAAAAGAGAGAGUCGCGCAUCAAGAGCUACUCCCCCUAUGCCUUCAAGUUCUUCAUGGAGCAGCACGUGGAGAACGUCAUCAAAACCUACCAGCAGAAGGUGCACCGCAGGCUGCAGCUGGAGCAGGAGAUGGCUAAGGCCGGGCUCUGUGAGGCUGAGCAGGAGCAGAUGAGGAAGAUCCUCUACCAGAAGGAGUCUAACUACAACAGGCUCAAGAGGGCCAAGAUGGACAAGUCCAUGUUUGUGAAGAUCAAAACCCUGGGGAUCGGUGCCUUUGGAGAAGUUUGCUUGGCCUGUAAGGUAGACACGCAUGCCCUGUACGCCAUGAAGACCCUGAGGAAGAAAGACGUGCUGAAUCGGAACCAGGUGGCUCACGUCAAGGCUGAGCGGGACAUCCUGGCCGAGGCGGACAACGAGUGGGUGGUCAAGCUGUACUACUCCUUCCAAGACAAAGACAGCCUGUAUUUUGUGAUGGACUACAUCCCCGGGGGGGACAUGAUGAGCCUGCUGAUCCGCAUGGAGGUCUUCCCCGAGCACUUGGCCCGGUUCUAUAUCGCAGAGUUGACAUUGGCCAUCGAGAGUGUCCACAAGAUGGGCUUCAUCCACCGAGAUAUCAAGCCUGACAACAUUUUGAUAGAUCUGGACGGUCACAUCAAACUGACGGACUUCGGCCUCUGCACUGGAUUCCGAUGGACUCACAAUUCAAAAUACUACCAGAAAGGCGAAGGGAACCAUAUCAGGCAGGACAGCAUGGAGCCCAGUGACCUCUGGGACGACGUGUCUAACUGUCGCUGUGGGGACAGGUUGAAGACCCUGGAGCAGAGAGCCCGGAAGCAGCACCAGCGGUGCCUGGCACACUCCCUGGUUGGGACCCCGAAUUACAUCGCCCCCGAGGUGCUUCUGCGCAAAGGAUAUACCCAGCUCUGUGACUGGUGGAGUGUUGGCGUGAUUCUUUUCGAGAUGCUGGUGGGGCAGCCGCCCUUUUUGGCUCCUACACCAACAGAAACACAGCUGAAGGUGAUAAACUGGGAGAGCACGCUGCACAUUCCCACCCAGGUGAAGCUGAGCCCAGAGGCCAGGGACCUCAUCACCAAACUGUGCUGCUCUGCGGACUGCCGCCUGGGGAGGGACGGGGCCGAUGACCUGAAGGCCCACCCAUUCUUCAGCACCAUCGACUUCUCCAGUGACAUCCGGAAGCAGCCGGCCCCCUACGUACCCACCAUCAGCCACCCCAUGGACACCUCAAACUUUGACCCCGUGGAUGAGGAGACCCCUUGGAACGAGGCCAGCGGAGACAGCACCAAGGCCUGGGACACCCUCACCUCCCCCAGCACCAAGCACCCUGAGCACGCGUUCUAUGAGUUCACCUUCCGGAGGUUCUUCGAUGACAAUGGCUACCCCUUCCGGUGCCCAAAACCCUCGGGAGCAGAGACCUCGCACUCCGAGAGCUCAGAUCUAGAAAGCUCGGAUCUGGUGGACCAGACCGAGAGCUGCCAGCCGGUGUAUGUGUAGCCCACAGCUGCAUCUUGGAGGGCAGCAGCGUGGCUGCCUGCUCCCCCUGGCCACUGGGAAGCCCAGGGCAGCCUGUUUUCAGCUGGGCAUUGAGCAUUUCGCUGAAGUCCUGCUCUUCAAGAGAACCCCAGGCCAGCGAGAAACCUUUAUAAAGAGAGGGCUGAGGUCUGGCAGCCCAGACCCUCUCCUCUGGUUCUGGCCGAAGGGUGGUGGGGACAGUGAGCGUGACUUUGAAUCGACUUUUGGGGGCCUUCACCACAUUCAAACCAUAUUUUUAAAACUUCAGUACAGUUUAGAAAGCACUUAUUUUGUUGAUAACCAUUUUUCUUACUAAAUUAUAGGGAUUAACUUUGACAAAUCAUGCUGCUGUUAUUUUCUACAUUUAUAUCUUAUCCAUAGCACUUACUCACAUUUAGGAGGAGACAAGAACUAAAGAACAUGUGAUAAGAAUCUCUGUGCAAUAAUGUUUGAAAGAGACGAUGCUCUGCUGAGAUGUCAUGGAGACCGCUUUAUCCACAGGAUGGGUUUUGUGUUGUAUUUUCUCCCCACAUUUCAAAAUUGUGACAUAAUGUUAAAAGCUGCUUUUUUGUUUGUGUUCUGCGUAUUAUAAUACUAUAGCAGAAGUGUGAGCAGAGUAACGAUGUGGGCGUGGUUUCAGCGUCUGGUGUGGGAAUGCUGUACUGCAUGAGCAGGAGUUUUCUAUUAUAAAAUUACCAUAUCUUGCCAUUCACAGCAGGUCCUGUGAAUAUGUUUUUACCGAGUGUUUUUAAAUGAGGUAUUCUAGACAGCGUGCUUACUAUGUAUUGUGUGAGUGAUGUCUUUGCUGUGAUUGUAUCCUUUACUGUUUUGUUAGAGAAACGCAGAUAUGUAAAUGAGAAGUGCUUUGUGUGUGUCUUGGGUAUGAUUGGAUGCUUGAGGAUAAAUGUAAACAUCUGUCGUGCGGCAUACUUUAUGCAUUAAAAGGGAUUAAUUCAGCUAUGCCAAAAUGCCUGGCUCACCCUGUACCUGUGUCCAUUUCUCUGGUCAGUCUGCACUCAUUCUUGAUGUAGCUGGUAUAUAGAAUUCAGUAGCUAGGACUCUUCUACUUAAUUUUUUUACUGACAAACUGCCCACACUGAAAGGUUUAUAUGAACUGUUUUCCUUCUGUUUUCUUAGGCGACUGAGAGGUUGCCACACUGAAUGAGAUAAACUGAUUGUUCUUCUGCUUGGUUUCAAGUAUUGGUUUAAACAAUACCAAGUUUUUCUAACUUUUGUAAAAAAAAAAAAAAAAACUGUAAAAAGCAAAGAUGCUUCAAAGUGACAUUGGAAUAGAAACAAGCCAUAUUUUCCUAGACUUAUAAGUGUAAAUAUGACUAUAUAGAUAAACACACAAAAUAUUCCUUAUUUCAAAUUUGUAUGGUUUCUAUUUAAAGUGAUUUAUAUUUGAGUAAAAAUUGAGUUCUUUUUUGCUCUUUAAAAGAUCCGAUGCCUCCUAUUUUUCAUUAUAUUAUUCCACAUAUUUUCCUCAAAGUUCAUAGCAUCAUGUAUCCAUCAUCACUAUGUAUCUAGGGAACAACACAAGUUUAUCAGUGUCUAAGAACAUUCUGUGUACUGGUUUACAUUUGUGUGAAUGGCAUCUUCUGACGUCUGCUGUGCUUGGAUUGUGGCUGACAGUAUUUGCGCUAUUUUAUAGUAAUGCCAUGUUAUUUACAGCGCUCUGACAUACUUUCAUGUGGUAGGUUCUUUCUCAGGAACUCAGUUUAACUAUUAUUUAUUGAUAUAUCAUUACCUUUUUAAAGCUUCUAUUGGCACAAUUUAUUAUUAAAACUUUGAAUCCAGA